CUGACGGGCAAGUUUGCAGACUUCUGUAGCAGAGUAGCACCAGAACAACAGACAGGCUCUUAUGCAGACCAGGAAACGGCAGCAAGCGCACGCUUUAGCAGAAAAAAGAACUUAGUGUUUCAUCCAGUUGUUUCUUUACUACUACCUCUCAUCUGGUUUACUUUUUUUUCUUUUUGAGGAUAGCUGUAAACUAAAGGCCAGCUGAAUGUAUAGCAUGAUGGAAACCGAGAUCAAAAGCGCGCAUCCGCAGCCCAACACGGGCUCUGCGGCGGGAGGCAACAAUGGUAAAAAUAACAGCGCCAACGACCAGGACCGGGUGAAGAGGCCCAUGAACGCCUUCAUGGUGUGGUCCAGGGGCCAGCGGAGGAAAAUGGCUCAGGAAAACCCCAAAAUGCACAACUCUGAGAUCAGCAAGCGGCUGGGGGCAGACUGGAAACUGCUGACAGACGCGGAGAAGCGACCCUUCAUUGACGAGGCGAAGAGGCUUCGAGCCAUGCACAUGAAGGAACACCCGGAUUAUAAAUACCGACCCCGCAGAAAGACCAAGACCCUGCUCAAGAAAGACAAGUACUCCUUACCUGGGGGGCUCAUGGCGCCUGGUGCCAACACUGUCAACGGCGCCGUCUCGGUGGGGCAGAGGAUGGACAGCUAUGCCCACAUGAACGGCUGGACCAACAGCGCGUAUUCCCUGAUGCAGGACCAGCUGGGUUACUCUCAGCAUCCGAGCAUGAACAGCCCCCAGAUCCAGCAGAUGCACCGGUACGAGAUGGCCGGGCUGCAGUACAACCCCAUGAUGUCCAGCGCCCAGACCUACAUGAAUGCGGCUUCCACGUACAGCAUGUCCCCGGCUUACACCCAGCAGACGACGAGCGGCAUGGGCUUGGGCUCCCUGGCGUCGGUGUGCAAGUCGGAGCCUAGCUCGCCUCCACCGGCAAUCACCUCCCAUUCCCAAAGAGCGUGCCUGGGCGACUUGAGGGAUAUGAUUAGCAUGUACCUUCCUCCUGGUGGAGACGGUUCAGACCAUGCCUCGCUCCAGGCCAGCAGGUUACACGGUGUGCACCAACACUACCAGAGCGCUGGGACUGGCGUGAACGGUACGCUACCACUGACCCACAUUUAAAACAAGCAAGCAAAGCGAAGAGACUUGAACUCCACAGUACUUUGGAUACUUGAACACUUUGUUCUCUGAAAACUGUGAAUCGGAGAAAUGUUAAACAAAAAAGAGUAAUGCAACUAUAUAUUUUUUUCUCAAUUGAAACUGUCAGUUUUAAGAGUUUUUUUUCUGUUUUAAUUAAAUAUGUGGACUCCGAGCCCGGCAGAGGUUUUUUGAAAUUUGUAUUGCAAAGAGGCUUUUUAUCAUGAGCUCCAAAGCAAUCGAGUUCUGUAGAAGAAUUGGGCUUUUAAAAAGAUGGCAAGGCACCUCCCCCGCACAAAAAAAAACUGUUGCUUCAGAGAGGCGAAUUUGAUUUUGAUGUUUUUAAAAUGCAAGAAAAAAAGACGGAAAAAUAUCAUCUCAAGUAACUGUUUACACUUAAUAUGUAGAUUGGCUUUGUCCAAAACUUUGUAGAAUUGUUUCUCUUAUUUUUAAUGGAGUAUUAGCUUUCUGAAUUUUGCUUUUGAAACAAUGUGCGGGUCGCAAGCGCAAGUUUGUAUUUAUAGUAAGUUGUGUGUUUUUUUUGUUUUUACAUUUUAUUUUUUAAAGCUUGUGAAUUACUUCUGUAUGUUUUUGGGUUGUUUUGAAAUGUUCCUUUUCUGGUUUGUGAGGUUUUACUGAUGUCAAAUGUUUCAGGUUAUAUCACACGGACCGAGGCUUAUUUAAACGAAUGACGUUUUACAGAGUUUAAGACCACUCACUCUAUUCCAAAACGACAAAUAAAUUUGUACAAAACAUAAACAA
Molecule: messenger RNA, 1897 nt
Organism: Acipenser ruthenus (sterlet)
Lineage: Eukaryota; Metazoa; Chordata; Actinopteri; Acipenseriformes; Acipenseridae
Product: transcription factor Sox-3-like
Exons: 1
Coding region: 206-1120 (304 amino acids)
Biological process (GO): cell differentiation; regulation of DNA-templated transcription; anatomical structure morphogenesis
Molecular function (GO): RNA polymerase II cis-regulatory region sequence-specific DNA binding; DNA-binding transcription factor activity, RNA polymerase II-specific
Source: RefSeq, a predicted model, not a curated record